Molecule: messenger RNA, 2723 nt
Organism: Monascus purpureus
Lineage: Eukaryota; Fungi; Ascomycota; Eurotiomycetes; Eurotiales; Aspergillaceae
Source: the annotation of a GenBank genome assembly
GAGAAAGAUAAAAAGAAAAUAAAAAGAAAAAUAAAGGCCGGAGGGCACAAAGCUGAAGCCGAAACUGCCUCCCGGAGGAAAUUGUCUCUCUCGUUCGAAGUGGCCUCGGGCGUCACUCUCUCUUCGCAUCAUGGCUUCACCUAAUAAUGAUCAAGAAGAAGACAUCACACAGAGUCACCCUCAGCAGUCGUGGAAUCCGCUCAGACGCUUCGCAUCGUCGACGGACCGCGACCAUGUCCGGUACCAGCCGGCGGCGCAGAGCCAGACGUGGAAUUGGGAGGACAACAACAACAACAACAACAACAACAACAACAACAGUAAUAAUAAUAUUAACAGUCGAGAUGCAACGCCGCGUUGGUCGUCUUCGCCCUGGCUCCAGCUUGAAAGAGGACUGUCCUCGCAGUCAAGCAUCCGAUGCCCGAGCAACAGAGCCGUCCUGCAGAGGCGGCUGUCCUGGGUGCCCAUUACCAUCCUGAUUCUUGCCAUCUACUGCACACUGAUGUCUGGUCUCUUUCUGGCCGUGGCCUUCUGGAAACCGCGGUAUGGGAAGCGCAUCGGGCCCAACGGAGGCGUGGCUGCGUCCACGGCCACCUUGCUCAGUGCCCUGUUCGCGAAGACGGUUGAACUGUCCUAUGUCACGGUCUGUGUCGCGUUCCUGGGACAGGUGCUCAGUCGACGAGCCAUCACGAAAGGCUCGCGCGGUAUCUCGAUAUCAGACAUGAAUAUGCGCGCGUGGAUCAUGCAGCCGGGCUCUCUCAUCGUCCACUGGGAGACGCUCAAGUACUCGGCGCUGACGAUUCUGGGGGUCUUCGCCUUGACGGCUGCGUUGGUAUCCAUGCUUUAUACCACGGCGGCUGAAGCAUUGGUUGCCCCCAAACUCAUGAUGAUGCACGCCGACGUGAAACACCUGGUCGGCACCGUCUCGACGCAAUUCGCCGUACCCUUGUACCUCGAGAAGAGGUGUCAGACGCCCGUCACAACGGACAUGGAUCCUGUUUACAGCGGUCAGACGUGCAUGGAAAUAGAGCAUGUCGGGCAAGCCUACCACAACUACCAGGAAUAUAUCGCUGCGUGGGCGGAGCUGGUGCAUGCAGGCAACGGCACGUCGACCGGACUCGCAUCACGACUGCCACCCAUCGGGGCCAUGUACGACGACACGUCGGUAACGGGGAGCUGGAUCGAUAUCCAGAACAUGACCAAGCUCUCUGCCCAGUACGGCCGACUGGUGAACAACGUCACAGCAGCCUUGCCGCACGGGGGCAUCAUUGCCGCAGCGCAGGAUCCCCGGAACGGCAUCAGACAGCCUGAUGGUCCCUCGGGGAAAGGAAUGUAUCAUCUCGAAGCAUCAGUGCCUUCACCCUCCAUCAACGUGCUCUGCGUGGGCAUGACGGCUGAAGAAUUGUCCCCGUUGGUGUACACGGAAUGGCCCGAUUCGAAAGACUUCAACGCAACGACGUGGAACCUGGGCCCGUCAGAAAAGAUCCCCGUGUAUCCCGACUGGCUCAAUCGCACCGUCGUAGAUGAUAUCUUCGGCUUCGGCGAGAAGUACGGCCAGCGACCACCCGUUUUUGGGAAAUUCCCUCAGCCCUACAACACCAUCCUCAACGGAACGGCGUUAUAUGGCGCCAACGCUCUGUACAUCCUCGCUGCACCACCUACCAACGUCACGAAUCCAGAGUACGUCCUGUGCGCACUCAAGGCGAAACAGACAGGCGUCUGUUCGACACGCUACUCCGCCGCAGCCAGCGGAGCGACUCUCUCGACGCACUGCAACAGUCCAGCCAACAAGCUCCAAUACAACCGCGUAAACGCCAAAAUGAUCGAAGGCAUCUGGCAACCAGACUGGAAGAACGUCGCGACCCUCUGGGCCGAAGCACUGAGUCUAGGAGCAGGCAUUACAGACGGCCAAUCCAGCAACGCGCGUCUCCUCACACAAAUGACACCUGCAUCCGACUCCAAAGCAGACAACAACUUCUCGCUAGACCCCAAACUGCCCUCCAUCGCCGAAGCGCUAGCCGCGAUGGCCAGUAGCACCUUGAUCCUCAGCUCGCAGGGGGCCCCCUUCGUCCCGUUCUUCAACUACACGCCCAACAAAGACGGCUACCUCGACCAGCCCGUCACGCAGAGCUUCCCUGCCCGCGUGUCAGAAAUGGAUUAUGCUUCCGGUCCCUCGGAACCAUGGCAAUGCGUCUUCUACGCCGUUCUCGUCGCCGCCUUCAUCACCAGCGCCAUCUGUCUAGUCUUCAUCCUCAUCGAAAUCAAGGGGAGACAGGUCACGGAUUUCACCGAACCGGCGAAUCUCUUCACGUUGGCUGUGAAUAGUCCGCCCAGUGGUCGACUCAGAGGCGCAUGCGGUGCUGGGCCGAGUGGCGCCCAGCUUAGUGAACGGUGGUACGUCGGCAUGGAGGAGGAUCAUGAACAUUACUUCAUCCAGACCAAGGCGGAAGAGCACCUUAUCGUUGUUGGUCAGCGAUCGUCGGGUGUCUCAUUGACGACGUCGGCGGCGUCGUCUCCGCAUCUACAUCGUGGUAGUCGCAGUAGCAGCGGCCUUGUAUCCGUGGAGACGGUUGAUGUGGAUGAUUCCGUUCCGUUGAAGUCGAAGCCUAGUCCGCGGGUGAAUGAGUAUCGGGUUCUUUCGUCGCCGAGAGGGCUAUUUUCGAAGCUGUAUUGAGUAUAGAUUUGUACUACUGUUAUAUAUGGAAGACAUGAUUGAUGUACAGAGA